Messenger RNA from Terrapene triunguis (Three-toed box turtle), 2157 nucleotides. RefSeq names its product sulfite oxidase (gene SUOX). Gene Ontology annotation, molecular function: molybdopterin cofactor binding; oxidoreductase activity; heme binding. Lineage: Eukaryota; Metazoa; Chordata; Testudines; Emydidae. The transcript is spliced from 3 exons. Gene Ontology annotation, cellular component: mitochondrion. The record is from RefSeq and is a predicted model, not a curated record. Bases 475 to 2148 code for a protein of 557 amino acids.
CCCUCCCCUCUGGGCUCGGAAAAUGAGGCCUGGACACUCCAGAAAAAUACAGCCCGAGAGGCUGCAUCAGGCAGGGCCUAAGCCAGGAACUUUGCCAAGGGAGCAGAGCUCGGCUGCCCGUUCCGGCCCCUGGCUGAACGUCUCGCCUUCCUGAACAGCGGUUCUGCUUUGCACACAGCUUCUCCGGUGUGGGGGGGAAGAUUGGCCCGAGCCAGCCGCGUCCUGCCCCGGUCCCUUCGCUGACUGUUCUGGGAGCUCCGGCUAGGACGUGGCUCCUGGCUGCUGGUCUUGGGUUUGAGCUGGGACCCACCCCCCACCCCCCCAGCGGAGCUAGGCUCAUCACUGCGUGUCUUCCCCCCGCCCCCCACGAGGGACUGGUCCUGCCUUGCCUGCUCGGUUGGAUCUGGGGUUCAUGGGUUGGACACGAGGUCGUUUAUCUCUUGCUCUUUCGUUCCCUGCACAGGUCUGGCAGAGAUGCUGCUGCUCCGACCCAUCGUGAGAGGAUGCUGGGUCCUCCAGAGAACGCCCAGGUUGGCAGCUGUGGCCUGGGGGUCCCACCCCCAAGCCUGCGCUGCCUGGACCCCCUCCCGCGCUCAUGGCACCUGGAGCCCGGGCGACGGCAGCCGGAGACGGAAGGUCAUGGCCGUGGGGGCUCUGCUGGGCCUGGGCGCCGGCCUGGCCUACGGAGAUCACCGCAGGCGGGCGGCGGAGGCCGAGCCGAACGCUGAGGCCGCGCCGGGGGCGCCGUACCCCGUGUUCACCCGCCAGGAGGUGGGGCGGCACCGCAGCCUGGCCGAGCGGGUCUGGGUGACCUACGGCCGCGAGGUCUUCGACAUCACCGACUUCGUGGAGCUGCACCCGGGGGGCAAGAGCAAGAUCCUGCUGGCGGCAGGGGGCGCCCUGGAGCCCUUCUGGGCCAUGUACGCCGUGCACAGCCAGGCACACGUCCUGGAGAUCCUGCAGGCCUACAAGGUGGGGGAGCUGAGCCCCGAGGAGCAGAGUCAGGCCACCCAGGGGGACCCCUACUCCGGGGACCCCCCUCGGCACCCCGCCCUCCAAGUCAACAGCCUCAAGCCCUUCAACGCGGAGCCGCCGGCCGAGCUGCUGACCGAGAACUACCUGACGCCCAACCAGCUCUUCUUCAAACGCAACCACCUCCCGGUGCCGGCCGUGGACGCCGCCAGCUACCGGCUGCAGGUGGAGGGGCCGGGGGGCCGCGUGCUGGCGCUCUCGCUGCCCGAGCUCAAGCGCCGCUUCCCCAAGCACGAGGUGACGGUCACCCUGCAGUGCGCCGGGAACCGCCGCUCGGAGAUGAGCCGCGUCCGGCAGGUGAAGGGGCUGGAGUGGGGGGUGGCGGCCAUCAGCACGGCCCGCUGGGGCGGUGUCCGGCUCCGGGAUGUCCUGGCGCACGCCGGCUAUGGGGAGGAGGAGGAGGAGGCCGGGGAGCAGCACGUCUGCUUCGAGGGCCUGGAUAAGGACCUGAGCGGGGCGGCCUACGGAGCCUCCAUCCCGUACCGCACGGCCAUGGGCCCCGGGGCCGACGUGCUGCUGGCCUACGAGAUGAACGGCGAGGAGCUGCCGCGGGACCACGGCUACCCGCUGCGGGUGGUGGUGCCGGGCGUGGUGGGCGCCCGCAACGUCAAGUGGCUGGGCCGGGUCUCCGUGAGCCCGGAGGAGAGCCCGAGCCACUGGCAGCGGAACGACUACAAGGGCUUCUCGCCCGCCGUGGACUGGGACACGGUGGAUUUCACCACGGCCCCCGCCAUCCAGGAGCUGCCCAUCCAGUCGGCCAUCACGGACCCCGCGCCGGGGGCCACCGUCCCGCCCGGGGAGCUGACGGUCAAGGGCUACGCCUGGAGCGGGGGCGGGCGCGGCGUGGUGCGCGUGGACGUCUCGCUGGACGGCGGCCGGACGUGGCACGUGGCCGAGCUGACAGGCGAGGAGCAGCGGCCGGGCCGGGCCUGGGCCUGGCGCCUGUGGCGGCUCACGGCCCCCGUUCCCCCCGAUGCCACAGAGCUGGAUAUUGUCUGCAAGGCCGUGGACGCCAGCUACAACGUGCAGCCCGACACGGUGGAGCCCAUCUGGAACCUGCGGGGGGUGCUGAGCAACGCCUGGCACCGCGUCCGCGUCACCGGGGCCGAGGAUUAACGGGGGGGG